Aspergillus fumigatus Af293 is the source of this 1452-nucleotide messenger RNA. It is a transcript of the gene frdA, whose product is annotated as putative FAD dependent oxidoreductase. The record is from RefSeq and is a predicted model, not a curated record. Gene Ontology annotation, molecular function: FMN binding; oxidoreductase activity. NCBI's taxonomy places the organism in Eukaryota, Fungi, Ascomycota, Eurotiomycetes, Eurotiales, Aspergillaceae.
AUGGCAUCCCCACCACCAGUCAUCAUAGCUGGCUCCGGCUUAGCCGGCCUCUCCGCCGCCAGCACCCUCAUCGCGCACCACGUCCCCGUCCUGAUGCUCGACCGCGCCCUCAAGCCAGGCGGCAACUCCAUCAAAGCGUCUUCGGGGAUUAACGGCGCCGGAACAAUAUUCCAGCACUGCGACGACAAUGCCGAUAUCUUCUUCCAGGACACGCUCCGGUCCGCCGGCCAGGCAUUCACACGGGCAAGUAGCGACGAGCGCGCCCGGCGGGAGACGCUGAUUUCGACGCUGGCGUCUCGUUCCGCGGACGCGGUGCACUGGCUCGUUGACGAGAAGGGCGUGGACCUGAGUAAAGUCGCGCCAUUGGGGGGACAUAGCUUCCCGCGAACGCAUCGCGGGGCGGGGCGGGAUCCGCCUGGCUUUUCGAUCGUGGGGACGUUGCUUCGGAAGUUGAAGAUGGAGGGGCUGUUUACUCUGCGGAACGGGGCGAGGGUUACGCGGGUUGUAAAGGAGGAGGGGUGCGUGAAGGGGGUGGAGUAUGUGACUGUCGAGGGGGAGACACAAAACCACACGGUCGAAGGGCCAGUCAUCUUCGCUACGGGCGGGUUUGCGGGCGAUUCCAGCGGUAUGCUGGCGCAGUAUCGGCCGGAUCUGGCCGAUUUUCCCUCGACGAACGAGGCGAGGGAAGGCACGCAGCCAAUUCUCGAGGCGGUGGGUGCCUCGGUGGUGGAUAUGGAGUGCGUGCAGGUUCAUCCGACGGGGUUCGUGGACCCCAAGGAUCCGGCGGCGAUGGCCAAGUUCCUGGCGGCUGAGAUGCUUCGCGGAGAGGGUGGGAUUCUGCUCAAUAGCGAUGGAAGCCGGUUCGUGAAUGAGCUGGAGACCCGCCAGCAUGUCGUUGAUGCCAUUCGGCAGUCGACCUCUCCGAUGGAGACGGCUACGCGCCAGUGGGAUGUGACGCUGGUCCUUGAUGAGAGCUCCGCAGCAGCCGCUGGCUCUCACAUGGACUUUUACGUCGCGAAGGGACUCAUGAAGAAGGUGACGGUCGGGGGGCUGGACCUACCGACGGUGAAGACCCUCCAGGAGUAUGGGGAUGUUGUGUCCGGCCGGAAAGAGGAUCCGUUCGGCCGCAAGUCGUUUGGCCAUUGGAAAUUGACGGAAGUUCUGCCGGAGUACGCGGUUUAUGUCGGACAGGUGACGCCGGUCAUUCAUUUCACGAUGGGAGGGGUGGUGAUCGACGAGCGGAGCAGGGUCAUCGGCACAGACGGGACCCCGAUAGAAGGCCUCUGGGCUGCAGGGGAGGUGACUGGAGGUGUCCACGGCCAGAACCGUCUGGGAGGGUCGUCUCUUCUGGAGUGUGUGGUGUUUGGACGUAUAGCAGGGACUGAGGCGGCAGCAUGGCACAAGGAACACUACCCAGAAGCUCCUCCCUCGAGUGAUGGUACAAGGAGCUGA